Solenopsis invicta (red fire ant) is the source of this 1431-nucleotide messenger RNA. RefSeq lists its product as uncharacterized. The record is from RefSeq and is a predicted model, not a curated record. Bases 1 to 1431 code for a protein of 476 amino acids. NCBI's taxonomy places the organism in Eukaryota, Metazoa, Arthropoda, Insecta, Hymenoptera, Formicidae. The transcript is spliced from 2 exons.
AUGACAAAAGUUAUUGAAAGGAGAAUACCAACAACGAGAUAUCUUGAUACCAUAAACGUGAUGGACGAAAGUCACAAACAAAUUUAUAAAAUUACAUCCAACGUUUCAUUCGAAAACGGAACGACAAGCCAAGCGGCAGACCAACUAUCAUGGUUACAUACACCGACAGCAUCACAAGACAUCGAAACAUACGAUAUUACUAAAAAUAAAAAAUUAACGACAAAUAUAACUAGCAAUGUGACACUAACACAAUUACAUACGCCACAACAUAAAAUAAUAACAUCAACACCAAAAGAAAAAGAGAGCGAGAAAAAUACUGCGAGAGAAGAAAAAGAAAGAAAGCAACAGCAACAGUCAACAUCCAAGCACGACGAAAGGGAAAGAAAAAAAAGAGUGGAAAAUCAACCCCACGCGAAAAAAAGGAAAGAAAAAGAUCCCGAGAUGUCCGAGGAAGACCAACUACACGCAGCACCUAGCAAAACAAGAAGAUUAACAAUAAAAGAAAAUAAUAGCAGCAGCAAUUCGGAAUCAUUCAAGAAUAACCACGAACAAGAACAACGCGCAACAAAAUCAAAGACGCCGAGAAAAAAUAAACAAACUAGCAAAAAAAAUAAUAAACGCAUAAGGAUAUAUACCGAGCAGCAAAAAAUUGCUAUGGCAGCGCGUAGAAGAGAAAGAAAAGAAGCAAACAUAAAAAACCCGAACAUGAGACGGAAUACAAGACACUACUUGCGAGAUGAAAAAACUGGACGAUAUAAAUUAAUGACAGCUGACGACAUACGACCUGACGAAACAGAAACGUCCGUGAUACCGAAAGACCUUGAAUUAAAUAAAGAUCUACCGAGAAUAGCAAAUAUCGAAAUAACAGACUCCAGAAAACCAUUUAUCAAAAUAAAAAGAGUCAAAAUGAUAAGAAAAUGUAAACCAGCAAGUUACAAACCCGUAACAAAAUUCCUCCAACUUCCGAGAGAUAUACUCAACCUUUCCAAAAUACUCACCUUCUCCACAAACAACCACCCAUCACCUCUUUCAAAAUUCCGGCCACAAAUAAAUUUGUGCCCGAAAUUGACGGGGAAUUUGUCACCGCCGACGACCAGCAAUUUCACUUUGUUCCCGAUUAAAUUACAGAUGCUAAAGGGCGUAUACAGCGAGAUGCUAAAGGGCGAUUCAACCAGUGUAAACCCCGACAAAAAUAUGUCUGAUGUGAAAAUUGAAACGAUCAUCGAGAAAAUAAAAAGCAAAAACGACACCGAACAACCAACCAGGGCGGAUACGUCAACGCCAAGAACGAGAGAAAGAGACAGCAACGCAGAACCCUCAACGCCGCAGAGGGCCGUCACGCCAAGAUACGUGACAACGCAGCAGAAGAGAGGCGAACACGAGGCAGACCAGCAACCUGUCAUCCAAACGCGCGUCAGCAAUGACAAAUAA